AUGGCAACCCCAUAUCCCUUACUUCUUCUUCUUCUCCUUCUCUCAACUUCUUAUCUCUUCCUUCAACCUUCCUCCUCCGCCACAACCAACAGUAUCGGCGUCAACUACGGCACCAUCGCCGACAACCUCCCACCGCCCUCCAAAGUCGCCUCAUUCCUCAAAACCCAAACCACCAUCGACCGUAUUAAACUCUUCGACGCAAACCCCGACAUCCUCCGCGCCUUCGCCAACACAAACAUCUCCGUCACCGUAACCGUCGCAAAUAUCGACAUCCCUUCACUCACAAAACUACCCUCAGCCCAAUCAUGGAUCACCACAAACAUCCUCCCUUUCCACCCCGAAACCGCCUUCAACCGUAUCGCCGUCGGAAACGAAAUCCUCGCAACUUCAGAUAAAAACCUCAUCGCACACAUUCUCCCCGCCAUGAAAGCACUUCACCAAGCUCUCACACUCUCAAACCUCACUCAUAUUCAAGUCGUAUCACCUAACUCUCUCGGCAUUUUAUCUUCCUCAGAACCACCGAGCGCUGGAAGUUUCCGCCGUGGCUACGACCGUGCUAUCUUCGCUCCCAUUCUGGACUUUCUUCGCCAAACGAAAUCCCCUUUCAUGGUUAACCCGUAUCCGUUCUUCGGUUUCUCUCCAACCAAACCCGAAACGUUGAACUACGCGCUCUUUAAACCAAACGGUGGCGUUUUUGAUAAAGCAACUGGAAUAAACUAUACGAAUAUGUUUGAUGCUCAGAUGGAUGCGGUUUAUUCGGCGAUGAAGAAACUUGGUUACGAUGACGUGGAACUGGUUGUUGGUGAAACCGGUUGGCCUUCUUUGGGUGACCCGGACCAACCCGGUGUGAGUCUGGAGAAUGCGGUUUCUUAUAAUGGGAAUCUUAUUAAACAUGUUAAUUCUGGGAAAGGGACUCCUUUGAUGCCUAAUAGAACAUUUGAAACUUAUAUUUUCUCAUUGUUUAAUGAGAAUCUUAAACCCACUGUUUCGGAGCGGAAUUACGGGUUGUUUAAACCCGAUCUUACACCGGUUUACGAUGUUGGUGUUUUUACCCAACAACAUCAACAGGCAAUGGGGCCUGCAUCUGGGCCUACAACAAUGGACCCAGCAUCAGGACCUAAAGCAAUGGGGCCUGCCAUGGGUCCUGCAGCAGGGCCUACGACAAUGGGACCGGCAGGCUCCCCCGAAUCGUCUGUUUCAAAGAAGUGGUGCGUGCCGAAGACUAACGUAACUGAAAAGGCGUUGCAAGCCAACAUCGACUUUGUUUGCAGCAAUGGGAUAGAUUGUGGGCCGAUAAAGAAUGGCGGGCCGUGCUUUAAGCCCAAUUCUUUGAGGUCCCAUGCAGCCUAUGCCAUGAACGCAUAUUAUCAACAAUCUGGUCACCACAAUUCUGACUGUGAUUUUGGCAACACGGGAGUCAUAACUGACACAGACCCUAGUUAUGGGACGUGUAAGUAUCCAUAUGCAGCUACAGCAUCAGGGCAAAACGUCAAAAAGCCUGAUACAGAUGGUGGUGGCUCACUCAAAUCUGAUACUUCCAACCUUAGAUUAUAUGGCUUCUUAUCUCAUCUUCAAUUUCUUAUUUGUCUAUGUUUUCUCUAA
Messenger RNA from Lathyrus sativus (Indian pea), 1602 nucleotides. The record is from the annotation of a GenBank genome assembly. NCBI's taxonomy places the organism in Eukaryota, Viridiplantae, Streptophyta, Magnoliopsida, Fabales, Fabaceae.